This is a messenger RNA of Pelobates fuscus (common spadefoot toad), 3079 nucleotides long. RefSeq names its product serine/threonine kinase 31 (gene STK31). Gene Ontology annotation, biological process: protein phosphorylation. The record is from RefSeq and is a predicted model, not a curated record. NCBI's taxonomy places the organism in Eukaryota, Metazoa, Chordata, Amphibia, Anura, Pelobatidae. Gene Ontology annotation, molecular function: protein kinase activity; ATP binding. Bases 18 to 2888 code for a protein of 956 amino acids. The transcript is spliced from 22 exons.
UCCGGUUGAAUAGCAAUAUGGAGGGAGAGCCUGUAUUCAAUAAAGUAGAGAAUGUAUAUGUUUCACAUGUGGAAGAUGCAGUUACAUUUUGGGCACAGCCAUUGUCUAGAAUCCAUGACAUUUCUAAGUUGAGUGAAUCCUUAGCCAAGGUUUGCCAGUCCAUGAAUACUGUAUUUGGAAUUCCUGAUCUUGACAAGAUUUAUGCUGGAUUGUUCUCUGCUGACAAUUGCUGGUACAGAUGUAAGUUACACUAUGUUGGUAAUGAUGAACAGUGUUCUGUCACAUAUGUUGACUAUGGAAAUUCCGAAAUUUUAAACAGAUCAAGCAUAGUUGAACUUCCAGAAGACUUGCAGUUUUCACCUGUUGCCCAGAAAUACAGACUCUGGGGACUACAGCUCAAAACACGCACUGAUAUUGAACAGGGCCUGAAGUUACUCGCCACUCUCAUAGCUGAUAAGCAAAUCUCUGUGCAGCAAAAAGCUACAUACAAAGACGGCACUGUUAUUGUCCAGGUCAUUCAUGAAAACCUUGAUAUUGGGGAGGAGAUGGCCAAAAAGGGAUUUGCUGAAAAAUGCAAAAUAGUCAGUAGUCCAAAUAAAGUUGAAGACAUUGCAGAUGAUCAACAGAGCAAUGCAAAGCAGCAAGCUCCAUGGAAGUUCAAAAAGUUAGAAAGACUUCCUAUGCGAGAACCAAAAUCUUUUCCAAUGUUUAAUCCCUGCUCUAAUGACCACAGAAUACCUGAAUUGCGUAAAGAAAAUCUGAAUGGCAACAAUUUGUCGACUGUAAGGUUAAAGAGUAAAACAGACACGACUACCAGUGAUGGAAUGAAAAUUGAUAAGAAAAUACUGGAUGAGAAUAAGGAGCUGAAAUUGGAGAAGGAGGCUUUGCUACAGAAGAUAAAUUCUUUAGAGAAAGAAAAGGAGACAUCGAAAGAAACUAUUGGUAAUUUGCAAGAAACUUUGCAGUUGGCAGUAGGAAACAAACUGAAAACGUUAACCAUCAAGAUUGAAGCUCUCAGAGCUGUAAGAUGUACAAAUGAAAACACAAAAAUUGGAGAUGAUCUUCUGGAGGCUAUUAGUAUUGUAACUGAAGAAAGGAUCUCUACUCCUUCCUCUUUGAAUCAACUAGAGGAAACCUGGACUGAAUACAGCUUUUCACAGGAAAAGAUCCGGAGUUGCUCAGAUGUGGUUUUUUUAGAUGAAUUGUUGGCAAGUCGAAAUCAAAUUCAGCAAACUCUUCACUCGUCUGUGGAGUUAUUUAUUCUUGAAGUCGAUGAAUUGCCGCUUGAAGGACGCCAAACAAAAUUAAAGGCAUUGCUGCUUUCACUUAGUGCUGUUUAUGGAACGCAUGCUGAGAGUGAAGGUUUGGAUUCUGUGUUUGAUACAUUUUUCAAAUGGAAGCAGGCCAAAAUGGAGAAGUUCAACUGUGUCAAAAAUGACACUAACAAUUCAUUAGGAUCCCUGUCCUCAUGGUUCUAUGACAUCAAAGAGUUUUUUGAUCUGACAGCUGACACAUCCAUGAGUGCUUCUGAUGUUGUAGGAAACAUUGAUGAUAUACUGAACAAAGUUGAGUCGGACAUCUCAAAAGAACUUGAAAUCUCUCUUAUGGAGCAAAAUGAAGAAGACGAGAAAAUAAUAAGAAAUGCAUACAACAGGGUUGUGGAAUUGAUUCAUCAGGAACUUGCACUCAUCUCAGUUAUUCAGUCGAAAUAUUCAUAUAGUGUUGAGUUUAAAAAGAACAUUGUUGAAUGGCUUGAUAAAAGCCCCAAUGUUGACCACUUAAUGUCAGUCAAGAAGAAUAUCAAACGACUGAAAGCUCAGCUGAGAUGGAAAAUUGUUGAGAGAACCACUUUGGAAGAGGCAGAUGAAUACAGUGAAACAAUAAUUGCGGAGAUAAGUCAUGACAUAGCAGUGCUAAGGAACAAUAUAUUUUCUGAAAUCAGUCAAGAGCAAGAAGAAUAUGGGACAUUGAGUAUACUAGUUCAGAAAUGGUUUCCUGAGCUUCCUCUUAUUCACCCAGAAGCAGGAAUAUUAAGAUACAUGAAAUCUGGAGGACUUCUUUCAGAUAGUAUGGAGCGUGACCUCCUAGAUGGUGAGCCAAUGAAAGAGCUCAGUAGCAAGCGUCCCCUUGUGAGGUCCGAAAUUAAGAAUAAGCAGGUGUUGUUGAAGGGUUAUUCUGUAGGCGUGGAUACAGAAGAAAAAGUAAUAGAGAGAGCUUCAAAAUAUCGUGCAGCAUGGUGUAAACAAAAGGAAGAAUCUGGCAUAAUGGAAUUGCUAAAUCUAUUUUUUUGCAAAGCUGAUCCCUUACUUUACUUAAUGCUUCCUUUUUAUCCUGGAGAAAGCCUUGGUUCAGUGCAAGCCAAUUCAUCUUUAGACUCAAAUGAAAUUGUGAGAGUGAUGAGGGGAGUAGCACAAGGGCUGCAGACGCUGCAUGCUGCCAAUAUAAUAAUUGGUUCCCUGCAUGAAAACAAUGUGUUUGUUGUAAAUCGGCAGAAAGGAAUUGUGGGGGAUUUUGACUUCACCAAGGAUGCUGAGCAGCGGAGUUCUGUCACCUGGUCUUGCUUCCCACACUUGAUAGCUCCUGAAUUAAAGCUAGGGCUGCCAGCUUCAGAGUCCUCAGAUUUAUAUGCUUACGGCUGCAUCCUCUUGUGGCUGUCUAUAAGAAAGCGAGACUUUGCAGUCAAAACUGAUGGGACUCCUGAUCUGAAUGGUCUGGACUUGGAUAUGAAACUGAAGGAUCUUCUAUCCAAUCUUCUAUCUAAGGAAGAACGAAUGCGAGCAGAGCAAGUAAAAACCCAUGAAUACUUCCAGUUACCUGAAGAGACUUUAAACAUUUUGCCCGACACAGAAAGUGACAUUGCUAGAAAUACUCCUGCAGAUUUUGCUUGAAAUGUGUUCACUUUACAAACAGUUUAUUUAAUGUUUUCCACAUUGGUUUGGUCACCUGAAUGAAAAACCUUUGGCAUUCCGCACUGUGACAUUUAAUGUUGGUCAAAAUUUUGAAAUGUUUUUCUUUUGGUACAUUUCAAUGAAUGUUUAUAAAUGUUUGUGUUGUGAUGUAUUUGUUUCCUUUUUUUUUA